GUAACGAGGAAUUGGGUACUUUCUGUAGAUGAGUAAUCAUCUCUACUGGCAGCAUCAGCCUCGUCGUCAACUUGUGGCCCCGGAGUCAAAGUGAAACCCGGCGAAAUUUGGUCUGCCCGCCCGAGUGAGACCUCUGAACCUCCGGUAUUCCUCUGGAAUUCUGGCACUCUAGCAUUGCACUCUUCAGUACAGUGCUAUAGAAACUGCUGUGUUGUUCCAGCCUAACCUGAGUUGAUCGGAGGUCCCCUGGGGCUUGUCUAGCUUACUUUUCGCCAUGGACCCGGCUUUGAUCUUGCUCACCGUUAUUGUGGGACUCAUUCUAGUGGGGGGAUUCGUUCUAGCCCAAAAGAUCGGCUCAGGCUCCAAGACCGCGGAGGGAGUCGCCGAUCAUAAAUCGGACCCGUCUGCUAACAAGACGAACAGGACGCAUCCCGGCCAGGAGGCCAAUUGCAUUGGCCAGCAGAACACCCAUGUUGGCGGGGGGAAGAAGAAGGCUAUGCUCAAUUCAAAGCGAUCCGGACCCGCCAAGGACACAUUCCAACAUCCUUGGCUGGUGAGCACGCUCAAAGGACAUAGUGGACGCGUGUUGGACUUGGAUCUGAGCGAGAACGGCAAGUGGCUCGCCAGUUGCGAUAGCGAUCGAAGCGUGAUCCUGUGGACCGUAAAGGAGUUCCGGGACAAGGAGCACAAGACUAUUCGUUGCAACGUCAACUACGACCAUGCCACCAAAGUCAAGUGGAGUCCGGAUAGUAAGGCCUUCAUCGUUCAAAAGGCCACUGAAAACCGGGCUGAAGUGUACAAAUUGGGCAAGAAAGAGGACGGCAGUGUGGGCAACAUCCAACCUUGUGUCACAUUCCCUGCCCAGCACGAAACCGACGUGAUUGGCUUGGGCUUUUCGCCUACGGGCAAGUUUGUGAUGACCUGCUCGGAUAAGACCUCGCUCCUGAUUUGGAGCAUUCAUGGCGACGUUUUGGCCUCACUCGAUACCUACCACAUGACCACCUAUUGCGCCAAAGUCUCGCCCUGUGGGAAGUUUGUGGCCUCCUCCGGCUUCACGCCCGAUGUCAAAGUGUGGGAAGUGAAAUUCAAGCGUACCGGCGAGUUUGAGAAAGUGGCGCGGGCCUUCGAGCUCACCGGUCACACAUCGGGUGUGUUCAGCUUCGAUUUUAGUGCUGACUCGAGCCGCAUGGCUACCGUCUCCAAAGAUGGAACGUGGAAGAUCUUCAAAACCAACGUGGAGUUCGAACGGGGCCAAGACCCCAGUCAAGUGGCGUCCGGUAAGUUUCCUCAAGCGGAUGAGAGAACCCUGAUUGCGCUGUCGGCUAACGGUCAAGUCGUGGCCAUUGCUCGCCAAACGAGUGUCCACUUCUUCUCGGCAGUGACCACAGAAGACAUGGGCCAAAUCCACAAUCUGCACACCAGCCCAAUCACGAGUAUCUUGUUUGAUCGUGAAGAUAGGUGGUUCCUCACGGCGGGCGAUAAGCAUAUCCGAGUAUUCAAGAACAUCCCGGGACUCACGCUCCAAAAAAGAGAACUGGAGAAGAAAGUCGCGUCAGCGAGUACAUCCGGUUUGAAAGAUCGACUGAUGUCACAAAUUCAAGAUAUUGAUAUUCAACUGACGUCUAACGUUGGCAAGAAAUAGACAGAAAGUUUGAUUUUCA
Messenger RNA from Tigriopus californicus, 1661 nucleotides. RefSeq names its product transducin beta-like protein 2. Gene Ontology annotation, molecular function: protein binding. Gene Ontology annotation, cellular component: endoplasmic reticulum. The record is from RefSeq and is a predicted model, not a curated record. Gene Ontology annotation, biological process: endoplasmic reticulum unfolded protein response. NCBI's taxonomy places the organism in Eukaryota, Metazoa, Arthropoda, Copepoda, Harpacticoida, Harpacticidae.